CUCUCGUCCAAGCUUUGGAGACAAGAUAUGGCCAGCAGCAUUUGCAACGGGUAUUCCAAAGCCAGUUAAAGGUUCGUAGUCAGAAACAUAAUCAGAAUCUACAGGAAUUCGAGGCUGAUAUAAGAAGGUUGAUUCAUCUGGCCUAGCUACAGGUGCCGAAAGAUUUCCAAGAUUAACUCGGAAUACAAGCAUUCAUUGAUGAACUACAAGAUGUGGAAAUGCAGUCCUUCGUAUACAACAUCACAAGACGCUGAAGGAGAAACUGAUUGCAGCCCAGGAAUAUGAAGCGGUAAAACUUCUAUCCAGAUCUUCUCGCGCAAAAGUGGGGGAAAUUAAAUGCCAGGAAAGCGAGGAGGCCAAUACUAAUGCUAUUCCCCAAAUCUUAAAUAUCCUAAGAAAUAUGCCACGAAACAUCCAAAAUGGAAGCAGGAGAUGCUUCAAUUGCGGAAGAAUCGGACACCUUCAAAGAACCUGUAGAAGCACGGCUCAUUCUAUAAAUCGAGAAUCAGCGAAUGAGACCGGAAAAUCAUAUAGAUUAAUCUUUCCAAGCCCAUCAUCAAGACCAACAGGAAUUAAUUACAGCAACUAUGCGUCCCGAAGAAACCAAUCACCUAACCGAGCCGGCUUUCUUACAAUAACCAGAAAGUGGAGCAUCGAGGAGGUCUCCACAGCAACGCAGACAUUCUCUUCGGACAACCCCGUUUAGAGGAACAAUGCUGGUAUGGUAAAAGGCUCAAAGAACGAGAAGAACCGGUUGAUAAAGUUACUCUUAGGGCCACCACUAUCAAGCCAGAGGGCGACGAAGAAGAAAUCACCCUUGAAAGUCUUGAGACAGGGACAGAAGAAAGACAAUGACUUAAAGGUUGUCCGAGAAUGGCUCAAGAAUAAAGUCACACCUACUUGGCAAGAGAUAGCCAAAUACAGUAGAACUAUAAAAGGCUACUGGACCCAGUGGGAUUCCUUGUAUCUUCACGAUGGCCUAUUGUACCGGAAGUGGGAAAGCCCAGAUGGAGUACAUGUAGUCCGCCAAGUGAUACUGCUGAGGUCACAGGUGAGAAAAGUAUUGGAAGAGCUUCAUAGCAGCCGUUCAGGAGGACACUUUGAUACUAAAAGGACACUGGCACGAGUUCGGGAAAGAUUUUAUUGGGUCAAUUGCCGACGGGGUGUAGCGGAUUUGUGUAAAAAAUAUUAUGUAUGCAAUGGCAGGACAAAGGUCUAUGGAUUCGCUCGGGAACAACUGAAAGCCCACACCGAUAAAGCAGAAGCU
Messenger RNA from Psylliodes chrysocephalus, 1267 nucleotides. NCBI's taxonomy places the organism in Eukaryota, Metazoa, Arthropoda, Insecta, Coleoptera, Chrysomelidae. The record is from the annotation of a GenBank genome assembly.